AUGUCGAAGUUGCUGCAGAAGGUUGCCAUCGGUGCGAUGGCUGCCGGCCUUAGCGUGUACAGCUGCUGCUUUGUGGUCUACCCUGGUGAGGCGUGCAUUCUAUACAACAAGAUUAGCGGACUGAAGGACUCCGUGUACGGCGAAGGCCUUCAGGGGCGCAUCAUCGGCCUGGACGAAAUCUUGCGCUUCAACGUGCGGGUGCGCCCGCGCACGCUGCACACAAUGACCGGCACAAAGGAUCUGCAGAUGGUGAACGUGCGGCUGCGCGUGCUUUUCCGUCCCAUGGCUGACCGCCUCCCGCAGAUCUACCGCACCUUCGGUCUCGACUACGACGAGCGCAUCCUGCCCUCUGUCAGCAACGAAAUCCUGAAGGCGGUUGUGGCGGAGUACAAGGCGGAGGAACUCAUCCAGAAGCGCGACGCCGUCUCCGCGCGCAUUUACCAGCUCAUGCAGGAGAAGGUGAAUCAGUUCGGUCUCAUCAUCGAAGACCUCUCGCUGGUAGACAUCCAGUUUGGCGCUGACUUUAUGACGGCGGUGGAGCAGAAGCAGGUGGCCCAGCAGGAAGCAGAGCGCUACCGCUAUGUUGUGAUGGAGAAUGAGCAGAAGCGGCGUGCUGCCGUGGUGCGCGCCGAGGGUGAGGCGGAGUCGGCGCGGCUCAUUUCGGAGGCCAUUCAGAAAUCCGGCUCCGGCCUGCUGGAGCUGCGCCGCAUUGAGGCAGCGGUGGAGGUGGCCAACCAGAUCGUGCCCAUGCAGAACGUCACGUUCGUACCGAAAGACGCGAACAUGCUGAUGAACAUGUCGAGGUGA
Messenger RNA from Leishmania major strain Friedlin, 807 nucleotides. Its product is annotated as prohibitin. The coding region runs from base 1 to 807 and encodes 268 amino acids. The record is from RefSeq and is a predicted model, not a curated record. Gene Ontology annotation, biological process: mitochondrion organization. The transcript has a single exon. Gene Ontology annotation, cellular component: mitochondrion; membrane. NCBI's taxonomy places the organism in Eukaryota, Euglenozoa, Kinetoplastea, Trypanosomatida, Trypanosomatidae.